AUGGGUGGCUUCAAAAAAGAGGCGAACCGCCGGGUUCGCGAUGGCACCGACAAGGGCGGCAGCAAUUUCAAGAUCAAGGGAGAAAACUUCUACCGCACCGCCAAGAAGGUCAAGCAGCUUAACAUCCUUAAAGAAGGAAAACCCCAGCGCAACGCAGAUGGCAAGAUUGUCAAGGCCGCCUCGUACCAGAGCCGCGACGUUCCCAGCGCGCGCGUCGAGCCCAACCGCAAGUGGUUCUCCAACAGCCGUGUCAUCAGCCAAGAGUCACUCAGCGCGUUCCGCGACGCCAUCGCUCAGAAGGAGAAGGACCCCUACACCGUCCUGCUUAAGAGCAACAAGUUGCCCAUGUCUUUGAUCCGCGAUGGCCAGGACAACAGGAUUAAUGGGCUCAAGCAGCACCAGGCCAAGAUGACGGUCGAGACGUCGCCGUUCGCCGAGGUGUUCGGGCCCAAGUCGUCGAGGAAGCGAGUCAAGCUGAGCGUGAGCAAUAUCGACGAGCUGGCGGACGAUACGGUUAAGAGCUUGGAGACAUACCAGGAGAAGCUGGAGGAGGCGAGGCUGCUGAGCGGUGAGCUUGGUGCUGAGCAGGCCGCGGCCGGCGACAUGCAUCGGGCAGGUGAGGCCGUGAUCACGACGGCCGUCGAGCCCAUCUUCUCCAAGGGCCAGUCCAAACGUAUAUGGAACGAGCUUUACAAGGUCAUUGAUUCUUCAGACGUCAUCCUGCAUGUCCUGGAUGCUCGUGAUCCUCUCGGAACACGAUGUCGGUCCGUGGAGAAGUAUCUGAAAGAGGAGGCUCCACACAAGCAUCUUGUCUUCAUCCUGAACAAGUGCGAUUUGGUCCCCGCCAAGGUUGCCGCUCAAUGGGUGAAAUAUCUGCAAAAGGACUAUCCCACAGCGGCGUUCCGCGCGUCCAUUAACAACCCAUUCGGCAAAGGAUCUCUGAUCAACCUGCUCCGGCAGUUCUCGAAACUCCAUGCCGAUAGGAAACAAGUAUCAGUGGGCUUGAUUGGGUACCCAAACACCGGAAAGUCGUCAAUCAUCAACACCCUUCGAGGCAAGAAGGUUGCGACAACGGCUCCGAUCCCGGGAGAGACAAAGGUGUGGCAGUAUGUGACACUGAUGAAGAGGAUCUACCUGAUCGACUGCCCUGGUAUCGUUCCGCAGAACCAUCACGACGCACCCAAAGAGUUGCUGCUGCGCGGCGUGGUGCGCGUUGAGAACGUGGAGCACCCAGAACAGUACAUACCUGCGGUACUGAACCGAGUGAAGAAGCAUCAUAUGGCGCGGACCUACAACAUCAGCGAUUGGAAUGACGACCACAUUCUGUUCUUGGAGACGCUUGCAAGAAAGGGAGGCCGGCUGCUGAAAGGUGGCGAGCCUGACGUCGACGGCGUUGCGAAGAUGGUUUUGAACGAUUUCAUGCGCGGAAAGAUACCCUGGUUUAUACCACCACCUGUUGAGAGCGACGGUACCGAGGGCGAAGAUGGUGCCGCGGAGGCUCACAAGAAGAGAAAGAGGGUCGUCGAGGAGGAUGUCGCAGAGGAGGAGCAGAACAAAGAGGAUGACGACGAGGAUGAUUCAGGGGAGGGCGCUGAGGAAGACGUGGGCAGCUCAGAAGAAGAAGCUGCCGCAGCUGGGGUGGAUGAGACAUUUCCGACGACUCCGACUCAGAAGUCGCAGAUGAUGAUAAAGAAGAGGCUGGAGGUGCUCCCUUGGUAG
This is a messenger RNA of Cryphonectria parasitica EP155, 1719 nucleotides long. RefSeq lists its product as uncharacterized. The transcript has 5 exons. The coding region runs from base 1 to 1719 and encodes 572 amino acids. Gene Ontology annotation, molecular function: GTP binding. Gene Ontology annotation, cellular component: nucleolus. NCBI's taxonomy places the organism in Eukaryota, Fungi, Ascomycota, Sordariomycetes, Diaporthales, Cryphonectriaceae. The record is from RefSeq and is a predicted model, not a curated record.